AUAUAUAGAUAGUCGGCAAUGGAAGGAUAAUUUCAAGGACUACACUAUCCGUGGCUAACUAAAGGAUAACAUCAUUAUUUGAUUCUGAAAUAGAAUAAACGCGAUCAAAUGUGUCUGCAAAUCAUGAAAGAGAGUAUACACAAAUACGAUGAUUUUCUUAAAUCAGCGAAUGGCUAUGGCAUCCCCUACUUUAAGGCGACUGAUGCCGUUACACUAACCUCAUUCUGUCAACCUUGACCGUGUCGAAGAGUGAUUCAGCGGAUGGCCUAAAUAGGCAAUGCGCGAGCGCAUACUAAAUUAGAUGAUUCUUUUUAUUUGAAAUAUUUCACUGAGUAUAUAUUCUGGGCAGAAGAAUCCAUAAAUUCAAUUUCAAGAAAAGUUUAACAUCUUUCUUGAUUUCUUCUUUCUUUAAGUUCUUUAAGUAAUUGGUCAUGUCUGUAUCUGCUACUUAUUUUCCAACUGAGCCUACUGCUCCAACUGUUAAAACUACUGAAUUUCCUGGUGAAAAAUCAAAAGUUGCUAUUAAAUCUUUAGGUACGGUAUUUGAUUCAAGAACCGCUUAUUUCGUGGCUGAUUAUGAAAAAUCAAUUGGUAAUUAUCUUGUUGAUGUUGAUGGUAACACUUACUUAGAUGUCUAUGCUCAAAUUGCUUCUAUUCCAUUGGGUUACAAUAACCCAGCUUUAAUUGAAGCUGCUAAAUCUGAUAAAAUGAUUAGAGCUAUUGUUGAUAGACCAGCUAUUGGUAAUUUCCCAGGUAAAGAUACUGAAGAAAUCAUUGCUGAAAUCUUAAAAAUUGCUCCAAAGGGUCAAGAUAAAGUUUGGUCAGGUUUAUCAGGUGCUGAUGCUAAUGAAUUAGCAUUUAAAGCAACUUUUUUCUGGUAUCAAUCUAAAAAGAGAGGUUAUGCCAAUCCAUUUUCUGAAGAAGAAAAUGUUUCCGUUAUGAAGGGUCAAUCGCCAGGUUCUCCAGAUUUGGCUAUUUUAUCUUUUGAACGUGCUUUCCAUGGUAGAUUAUUUGCUUCUGGUACUACUACUAGUUCCAAACCAAUUCAUAAAUUAGAUUUACCAUCAUUUAACUGGCCAAAAGCUGAAUACCCAAGUUAUAAAUAUCCAUUAGAUAAACAUGAAGCUGAAAACAAAGAAGAAGAUAAAAGAUGUUUAGAAAUUGUUGAUAAAUUAUUCCAAACUUGGAAGGUUCCAAUUGCUGGACUUUUAGUAGAACCAAUUCAAUCUGAAGGUGGUGAUAAUCAUGGUUCUAAAGAAUUUUUCCAAGGUUUAAGAGAUAUUACUUUAAAAUAUGGGGCUCUUUUGAUUGUUGAUGAAGUCCAAACUGGGGUUGGUGCUACUGGUAAAUUAUGGGCACAUGAACAUUUUGAACUUUCUCCACUUCCAGAUAUUGUUACUUUCUCAAAGAAAUUCCAAUCUGCUGGUUACUAUUUCCAUGAUCCAGAAAUCGUUCCAAACCAACCAUAUCGUCAAUUCAACACUUGGUGUGGUGAUCCAGCUAGAAUUAUCUUAGCUGGUGCCAUUGGUCAUGAAGUUCUUAAACAUGAUUUACCAGCUUUAGCUCAAAAAGUCGGUACUUACUUAUUCACUAAGUUAGAAGCAUUACAACAAAAAUAUCCAAAAUACCUCCAAGAUUUAAGAGGUAAAAAUAGAGCUACUUUUAUUGCUUGGUCAUUAGAUGAUGCUACUGCUAGAAACAAGUUCUUAGCUGACAUGAAAACAGUUGGUGUUAAUAUUGGUGGUUGUGCUGAAAAUUCAGUCAGAUUAAGACCAACUUUAGUAUUUGAAGAAAAACAUGCUGAUCUCUUAGUCGAAGCAAUUGAAAAGGUUUUAUCAAAAUAUUAAAAUAUAUAGUAUUAUUUAAUGUUUGCAUUUUUCUGUAUUAAAAAUAAACGAAACAAAAUUAAUUUAACAAACUU
Scheffersomyces coipomensis is the source of this 1921-nucleotide messenger RNA. RefSeq names its product 4-aminobutyrate transaminase (gene UGA1). Bases 432 to 1847 code for a protein of 471 amino acids. NCBI's taxonomy places the organism in Eukaryota, Fungi, Ascomycota, Pichiomycetes, Serinales, Debaryomycetaceae. The record is from RefSeq and is a predicted model, not a curated record. Gene Ontology annotation, biological process: GABA catabolic process. Gene Ontology annotation, molecular function: pyridoxal phosphate binding. The transcript has a single exon. Gene Ontology annotation, cellular component: mitochondrion.